This is a messenger RNA of Sinocyclocheilus rhinocerous, 3450 nucleotides long. Its product is annotated as probable ATP-dependent RNA helicase DDX6. The transcript has 15 exons. The record is from RefSeq and is a predicted model, not a curated record. NCBI's taxonomy places the organism in Eukaryota, Metazoa, Chordata, Actinopteri, Cypriniformes, Cyprinidae. The coding region runs from base 669 to 2090 and encodes 473 amino acids. Gene Ontology annotation, molecular function: ATP binding; nucleic acid binding; RNA helicase activity.
ACCUCAGAUGUGCAGCCUCAAAACGAAGCCCACUGACGUUCAUGUCGCUCGACCGUGGUGACAGAAAUACAACAAAGAGACGAGCUGCUUGUAGCGACAUGAUAAAUACCACGUUAAUUACCAAGUAAUUUACCUCACAUAUAUGGCAACAUAGGAAACUGACAUAAGUAAAGGUGGCACAGGUGUGGGCACAACUGGAUGUCAACACAGAGGAAAGGACAUUUGAGAGUUAAUCUGCAUCUGAAGAAGUAAAAGUGCGAAUCGGCAGCCAGAAGACCACAACGCGCUGUUUGCAUACUGUAAAUAUUGCAGAAGUGUAGACACGAAAAGAAAGUUCUGGUCUAGGUCUUUCUGUAGCUCAGAUUGCCUUAGCAGACGAGUUCUUUAUUACACCUGUCCAGGUAUAAUUUUCUAUACAGUGUGCAAUAUUUAUUCACAUAAAUAUUUAUUUAUCUUCUUUUAGAAGAGCCCUUGUAAUAAAGCAGCAUUGCUCUGAAUUAUUGAGCCUAAGCUGUAUGUAGAAUUUAUAAAUAUCUGAUAAGAUUCUUUAGUGACACUUUUUAUUGAGGCCUUGUGGACACUGUGAAUGGUUCACUAGGUCUUAUUAGACCUUAGUAAGGCAUUAGAAAAGUGAAAAAGACAUGGAAAAGCUUUAGAAACUUAAAAAGAUGGCAACAAAGAUGGAGAACAUUGGGCCUGCUGUCAUAGGGUUAAACACACACAAUAGGCAUCUUAUAGGACAGCCUAAAGGCCCCUCUCAGUUAGGACCCCAAUCUGUGAGUUCCCAGCCUGGAAAGGAACCCAUGGGGACCCAGAAACCAGCCAAUGCAUCUCAGGAAGGACCUGGAAUCAGGUUUGGUGAUGACUGGAAAAAAAGCCUACUGCUCCCGGCUAAGGACAAUAGAGUCAAAACUUCUGAUGUGACUGCAACCAAAGGGAAUGAGUUUGAGGACUACUGUCUAAAGAGAGAGCUGCUGAUGGGCAUUUUUGAGAUGGGCUGGGAAAAGCCCUCCCCCAUUCAGGAGGAGAGUAUUCCUAUUGCCCUUUCUGGCCGCGAUAUACUGGCUCGUGCCAAAAACGGGACCGGAAAGAGUGGUGCAUACCUUAUCCCCCUUCUGGAGAGAAUUGACAUAAAAAAGGAUCAUAUCCAGGCCAUUGUGAUAGUUCCCACUCGUGAACUGGCUCUGCAGGUCAGUCAGAUCAGUAUUCAGAUCAGCAAGCACCUGGGUGGUGUCAAGGUCAUGGCAACCACAGGUGGGACCAACCUACGAGAUGAUAUCAUGCGCCUGGAUGAGGAGGUUCAUGUUGUUAUAGCAACACCUGGCAGAAUCUUGGACUUGAUAAAAAAGGGCAUAGCCAAAGUGAAUAAAGUUCAGAUGAUGGUUAUGGAUGAGGCUGAUAAACUGCUCUCUCAGGACUUUGUGGUUACUAUUGAGGACAUCAUUGGUUUCCUUUCAAAGAACAGACAGAUUCUGCUCUAUUCAGCCACAUUCCCCAUCAGUGUACAGAAGUUCAUGGCAAAGCACCUGCAGAAGCCCUAUGAGAUUAAUCUGAUGGAGGAACUGACCCUAAAAGGAAAUGUUGGAUGGUUUUCACUUUUGCAGAUAAAUCAGUCCAUCAUCUUUUGUAACUCUACUCAGCGAGUGGAGCUUUUGGCCAAGAAGAUCACGCAGCUGGGCUGCUCCUGCUUUUACAUUCAUGCUAAGAUGAUGCAGGAAUACAGAAACCGUGUUUUCCACGACUUCAGAAAUGGGCUCUGCAGGAACCUUGUUUCCACCGAUUUAUUCACUAGAGGCAUCGAUAUCCAGGCAGUAAAUGUGGUCAUCAACUUUGACUUCCCCAAGAAUGCAGAAACAUAUCUGCAUCGCAUCGGACGCUCAGGAAGGUUUGGACAUCUGGGUUUGGCAAUCAAUCUCAUUACGGCUGAGGAUCGUUUUAACCUGAAGACCAUUGAGGACCAGCUGAUGACAGACAUAAAGCCCAUUCCCGGUAGCAUCGAUAAGAGCCUGUAUGUGGCAGAGUUUCACUCUGUGAACCCUGACUGUGAGGCAGAGGCAUCUCACCCUGGCGGAGGGUCUGAAGCCCAUUAGGAAGCACCAUUAGAGAGCAGGAUAGUUGGAGAAACUGAACCUGACUUUUGCACAAACAUCUGCUUUUGCACAAACCAGUUACUUCUCUGCUCAUAUCUUUCAUCAUCUUUUCCAGCUCCACAGUAUUUUUUAUUUUUAUUUUUUUUCAUUCAUUGUUCAUUUUUAGGGGGGUUAUACCUCUUUAUAAAUGACCAGUUGAGACAUGCAAGAACAAAAACUAAACAUUCAGAGAAGGGUUCCUAUUUGAUAGAAAACAAUAAACAAAGGUAUUGGUUAACAUAGAGCAUAGCAUACUUGUAUCAUUAGUUGAGAAUUUACACACAAACCAUAGAACAAAACCUGUUUAACCCAAGUGCCUUAAUAUAUAUUAUCUCUGUCUUAGAUUAAAAUGUCAUUGCUAUGUUGAAGUAUUCCCAAAGACUUAACACAGGAUUUUGCAGCAUACUGGUGAUACUGGAUUCUGUGAAAGAAAAAUUGGUAUUGAUGAGAGAAGCAUUUUCUGAGGCAGCUAGAGAAACCAGCAUCCAUGGAAAUAUUGCAGAGCUCAGGAUUCAGGUGUGAACAUGAACCAUUGCACUAAACUGCCUGAGAAAAAAACUUCUUCAUUAGUAGUGCGUUUUGUAGUUUCAUUAGUAGUCACAGGCAAAUGUAAAUUUGGAAUUCAUAAGGAAAUAUAGACGUAAAUUAUGGUUUCAAACAAAGACAAUUUUUUUUUCUUUUUAAUAUAAUUCUGAAACUAUACUAUAUUAGACAUUCCUAACUUAAACAGGCAUGCCAAAACUGGCAUAAUGUGAGAGAUGUCAGACUACUACAUGAAAGCUGAUUUAAAAAUUCACCACACUGCAGUCAUUAUACAUGACCAGGUCCUCGCAUGUAUAUGCACAACUAUGUCUGUUUGGUUCCUUUUUUUCCCAUUUAUUUAAAGGUUGGUGCGAAGGUUGGUCGAGGAUAGCGUCUUUUACAGUUUUCAUUUCUUUUGAUAUUAAUUAAUGUAUAAAGUGGUUAAUGAACUUUAUGACAUUGUUAUUUACAGAUAUGUAUAUAUGUUUUUGCCAAAAUGUUUGCUUUUUACUUUGAUCCAUAUUCUGUGUAGUGAAUAUAUAUAUAUAUAUAUAUAUUCUUUAGCAGAAAGGAGGCAAAAAUCCUAUUUAUUCCCUUUUGGAUAUUUGCAAAAGUCUUUUCAUAACCUCAUGUUGCAUUUAUUAGACGUUUUGAUUAAGACAGAGUAUUUUCGUACAGCACAAUUGUAGCAUCUUCUCAGGGGCAGCUGUGAUUUUUCUCCAAAAGAUGUUCUAUUGUGUUUUUUUUUUGUUUUUUUUGCUAAGCAGGGAUAUGUGGAAUGUAGCUCAAAGCUUUAAUG